AUGCUUUCCGAAGGUGAUGAUGUUUGGGCUUCAGAUGAAGAUAUAUCUGAAUAUGAUAGAAUAAUGUCUUUAAAAGAAUGGGAACGUAUGAAUGAAAAUUUCGGAAAUUUUGGAUAUAAAGAGGGAAUUUUAGAAGGAAAAGAUGUUACAAUUCAAGAUGGAUUCAAUAACGGAUAUGUUGAAGGAGUAAAUUUGGGCAUGGAAUUUGGUAGAUUAAGAGGGUUGUUAAAUACCUUAUUGGAGCUUUACACGCCUUUGAUGAAUGAAGAAAAUAAUGAUAAACUCAAAAUCCAAAAUUUACCAAAUCGUUCGACUUUUGAUAGAUUAAAAUUGUUAGAAAAUGAUCUUUAUAAUUUGACAGCCGAAAAGGUUUUUACGAAAGAUUAUCUUCGAAAUAUUGUAUCUUCUCAAAAUGAUAAAUGUAGUUGUAUGUCAGAUACAACAAACACCGUAAAAGAUAAUUGUUGUAGGAAUAUUACAAGUGAAAAUAAGGAUGAAGGAAAACGGAUCAAUAAUCUUGGAGAUAACAUUAAAUCAAAUCAGAGCUUAACCGAAAAGUUAUUGAAUGAUUAUAGAGAGAAGGUUGACGAGUUAUUAGAGGAACUUGGAUUUGAUAAAAGUUCAGUUUAA
Molecule: messenger RNA, 630 nt
Organism: Funneliformis geosporum
Lineage: Eukaryota; Fungi; Glomeromycota; Glomeromycetes; Glomerales; Glomeraceae
Source: the annotation of a GenBank genome assembly